Mastomys coucha (southern multimammate mouse) is the source of this 10279-nucleotide messenger RNA. RefSeq names its product PPARG coactivator 1 beta (gene Ppargc1b). Gene Ontology annotation, molecular function: RNA binding; transcription factor binding. Lineage: Eukaryota; Metazoa; Chordata; Mammalia; Rodentia; Muridae. The transcript has 12 exons. The coding region runs from base 71 to 3121 and encodes 1016 amino acids. Gene Ontology annotation, biological process: positive regulation of transcription by RNA polymerase II. The record is from RefSeq and is a predicted model, not a curated record. Gene Ontology annotation, cellular component: nucleus.
CGCUCGCUCGUUCCCUCCCCCGGGCGGGCUCGCCGCUGACUCCGCCGCACGCUGCAGCCGCGGCUGGAAGAUGGCGGGGAACGACUGCGGCGCGCUGCUGGAUGAAGAGCUCUCGUCCUUCUUCCUCAACUAUCUCUCUGACACGCAGGGUGGGGACUCUGGAGAGGGACAGCUGUGUGCUGACUUACCAGAACUUGACCUCUCCCAGCUGGACACCAGUGACUUUGACUCAGCCGCAUGCUUUGGGGAGCUGCAGUGGUGCCCGGAGACGUCAGAGACAGAACCCAGUCAGUACAGCCCUGAUGACUCUGAGCUCUUCCAGAUUGAUAGUGAGAAUGAAGCUCUCUUGGCUGCGCUUACCAAGACCCUGGAUGACAUCCCCGAAGACGAUGUGGGUCUGGCUGCCUUCCCAGGACUGGAUGAAGGCGACACACCAUCCUGUACUCCAGUUUCACCUGCUCCCUUAUCUGCACCCCCCAGCCCCGCCCUGGAGAGGCUUCUGUCCCCAGUAUCUGAAGUGGAUGAGCUUUCACUGCUACAGAAGCUCCUCCUGGCCACAUCCUCCUCAACGGCAAGCUCUGAUGCUCUGAAGGAUGGGGCCACCUGGUCCCAGACCAGCCUCAGUUCCAGAAGUCAGCGGCCUUGUGUCAAGGUGGAUGGCACCCAGGACAAGAAGAUCCCCACACUGCGGUCUCAGGGCCGGCCUUGUACAGAACUGCACAAGCACCUCACUUCGGUGCUGCCCUGUCCCAGAGUGAAAGCCUGUUCCCCAACUCCUCACCCAAGUCCUCAGCUCCUCUCCAAGGAGGAUGAGGAGGUGGGGGAGGAUUGCCCAAGCCCCUGGCCAACUCCAGCCUCCCCCCAAGACUCCCUAACACAGGACACGGCCAGCCCUGACAGUCCCCAGUCUCCCGAGGAGGAUGUGAAGGCCAUGGUACAGCUCAUUCGCUACAUGCAUACCUACUGCCUGCCUCAGAGGAAGCUGCCCCAUCGGGCCCCAGACCCAGUCCCCCAGUCCUGCAGCAGCAACUCCUCCAAGCUGGUCUCACCCCGAUCCCGGCAUCCUCCCAAAGCCUUCUGGACUGAGUUCUCCAUCUUAAGGGAACUUCUGGCCCAAGAUAUCCUCUGUGAUGUUAGCAAGCCCUACCGCCUGGCCAUACCUGUCUAUGCUUCCCUCACACCCCAGUCCAGACCCAGGCCCCCCAAAGACAGUCAGGCCUCCCCUGCUCACUCUGCCAUGGCAGAAGAGGUGAGAAUCACUGUUUCACCCAAGAGCACCAGGCCUAGACCCAGCCUGCGUCCUCUGAGGCUGGAGGUGAAACGGGAUGUCAACAAGCCUUCGAGGCAAAAGCAGGAAGAAGAUGAGGAGGAGGAAGAGGAAGAAGAAGAGGAAGAAGAAAAAGAGGAGGAGGAAGAGGAGUGGGGCAGGAAGAGACCAGGUCGUGGCCUGCCAUGGACCAAAUUAGGGAGGAAGAUGGACAGCUCUGUAUGCCCCGUGCGGCGCUCCAGAAGACUGAAUCCAGAGCUGGGCCCUUGGCUGACAUUCACUGAUGAGCCCCUAGGUGCUCUGCCCUCGAUGUGCCUGGAUACAGAGACCCACAACCUGGAGGAAGACCUGGGCAGCCUCACAGACAGUAAUCAAGGCCGGCAGCUCCCCCAGGGAUCCCAGAUCCCCGCCCUGGAAAGCCCCUGUGAGAGUGGGUGUGGGGACACAGAUGAAGAUCCAAGCUGCCCACGGCCCCCUUCCAGAGACUCCCCCAGGUGCCUCAUGCUGGCCUUGUCACAAAGUGACCCUCUGGGCAAGAAGAGCUUUGAGGAGUCCUUGACGGUGGAGCUUUGCGGCACAGCAGGACUCACGCCACCCACCACACCUCCAUACAAGCCCAUGGAGGAGGACCCCUUCAAGCAGGAUGUGAAGCACAGCCCAGGUCAAGACACAGCUCCCAGCCUCCCCUCCCCUGAGGCUCUUCAGCUCACAGCCACCCCAGGGGCUUCCCACAAGCUGCCUAAGAGGCACCCAGAGCGAAGCGAGCUCCUGUCCCAUCUGCAGCAUGCCACAGCCCAGCCAGUCUCGCAGGCUGGCCAGAAGCGCCCCUUCUCGUGCUCCUUUGGAGACCAUGACUACUGCCAGGUGCUCAGGCCAGAGGCUGCCCUGCAGAGGAAGGUGCUGCGGUCCUGGGAGCCAAUCGGGGUCCACCUUGAAGACUUGGCCACUCUGAAGCAGGGGGCCACUCUGCCCACAGAAACAAAGGCCCCUAGGAGAGAGGCAGACCAGAACUGUGACCCUACCCCCAAGGACAGCAUGCAGCUAAGAGACCAUGAGAUCCGUGCCAGCCUCACAAAGCACUUUGGGCUGCUGGAGACUGCUCUAGAGGACGAGGACCUGGCUUCAUGUAAAAGCCCAGAGUAUGACACAGUUUUUGAGGACAGCAGCAGCAGCAGUGGCGAGAGCAGCUUCCUGCUUGAGGAAGAGGAGGAGGAGGAGGAGGAGGGAGGGGAAGAGGACGAUGAAGGAGAGGACUCAGGAGUCAGCCCUCCCUGCUCUGACCACUGCCCCUACCAGAGCCCACCAAGUAAGGCCACCCGGCAGCUCUGUUCCCGCAGCCGCUCCAGUUCUGGCUCCUCCUCCUGCAGUUCCUGGUCACCAGCCACCCGGAAGAACUUCAGACGUGAGAGCAGAGGGCCCUGUUCAGAUGGAACCCCAAGCGCCCGGCAUGCCAGGAAGCGGCGGGAAAAGGCCAUCGGCGAAGGCCGCGUGGUAUACAUUCGAAAUCUCUCCAGUGACAUGAGCUCUCGGGAACUAAAGAAGCGCUUCGAGGUGUUUGGUGAGAUAGUAGAGUGCCAGGUGCUGAUGAGAAGUAAAAGAGGCCAGAAGCACGGCUUUAUUACCUUCCGGUGUUCAGAGCAUGCUGCCCUGUCCGUGAGGAAUGGCGCCACCCUGAGAAAGUGCAACGAGCCCUCCUUCCACCUGAGCUAUGGAGGGCUCCGGCACUUCCGUUGGCCCAGAUACACUGACUAUGAUCCCACAUCCGAAGAGUCCCUUCCGUCAUCUGGGAAAAGCAAGUACGAAGCCAUGGAUUUUGACAGCUUACUGAAAGAGGCCCAGCAGAGCCUGCAUUGAUAUCAGCCUUAACCUUCGAGGAAUACCUCAAUACCUCAGACAAGGCCCUUCCAAUAUGUUUACGUUUUCAAAGAAAUGAGUAUAUGAGGAGGAGAGCGAGCCAAUGAGCGAGCGAGCGAGCGAGCGUGAGAGAACACACAGGAGAGAGAGACUUGAAUCUGCUGUCGUUUCCUUUUAAAAACAAAUCAAUGUUUACAUUGAACAAAGCUGCUUCCGUCCGUGAGUUUCCAUGCUGUUGAUGUUCCACUGCCACGUUAGCGUCGUCCUUGCUUCCAGCGGAUCGUCCUGGGUGCACCUCCAAGUGCUGUCAGUCAUCCUCUGCCCCUCCCACCUGACUGACUUCCUUCUGUAGACUUGAGCUGUGUUCACAUAACAUCUUCUGUCUGUAGUGUGUGAUGAUGAAAUUGUUACUUGUGAAUAGAAUCAGGAUUAGAAACUCAUUUUUAACUGAAGAAAAAAAAAGUAUAUCCUUAAAAAAAAAAAAAAACAAAUGUAUUUAUGGCUCAGAUCUACUGUGCCUGGGAUUAUCGUAUUGCUUCCUUGAUUGUUUAACUAUGCACUGUCACGAGGUGUUUGCUACUGAGCUACGCUGCUGCUUUCCUGGCCCAUUAAGUCCUGGAGGUGCUGGGUGGCCACUAGGUCCCCAGAAAAGAGGGGCUUGCAGUCACAGGUAUGAAGAAGAGAGAGGUGUCCAGGUAUCUUCUACCAAGUCCUGGUGUCUUUUAUUUUGAGUGAGUUCCACUCAAGUUAUAGUGAGAAUCCCUUUCCUUUGUCUACCCACACUGGGAGGGUGCCUGUCUUUAGUGCUCAGAGCCUUGAGUGCCUGUAAAGAAGGCAGAGUAAGCUGUGUUAGACCCAUUCCACAGGGAAAGAGGACAGUCCCCUGAGAGGUGCAGUGUCCUGCCGGAGGUCCCAUAGCCAGGGAGCAGGCAGAGCAGUGAUCCACACCAAGCCUCCUGACUCCUGGCCCCAGCCUGCUGCAGUAGUUAGCAUAAAGAUUCGAAAGUCGGAGGCUGGAGGACUGGAAUUAGCUAAACUGAGCAAUAGGCUAGAAGCCCUGAUAGCUCAUUUGAGAACUGGGCCACCAGUUGACUCACCAGCAUGAAGGCAAAUUGAAGGUUCACCACCAACUCGGGUGUCCUGUGACUUAUCCUGCCUGCAAAUACCUCUCAAGGCUCUGAGACACAUGAGAGUGGUGCCCAGACGUCACCUAGGAGCAGUCCUAUGGGGCAAGGAUGGCAACUGGCAGCCCAUCCCAUACUCUACAGUGUCCCUGCCUGCCCCUCCCCUGUAAAGAUAGAGGUGCCGAGUGAGGAGCUGCACAGGUUUUGGGGGUGGACAAGGCCCUCCCCAGGAGCAUUCACAGUGAGCUCCUCUUCAACCCAUUCUUGACUACUGUCAAAGCCAUAUCCAGUGUGACAUUCUCUGGGUUCCCAGGAGCCCUUCGUGAGGGAGAGCCAGCUAGGCAGAGGAUCAGUUCUAAUGCUUCCUAUAGAUCAGUUCCUUCUUGGUCUUGUGACAUUUUCUUUCUUUCUCCCCAUCCCCCUCCCCACCCAAUGUUCUGCCAAAUAGAAAGUUUGAAAGUAAACGACUCAUUAGACCACCCAAGCUAAAUUAAUCAGCUGCUAAUGCCAGGCUUAUUCCUUUGAGAAUUGGUAGUUAAUUUAUUUAUCUUUUUUUUAUAUUUUUUGAGAUUAUCAAAUACCUCAGUAGAGAAAGUGAGCCAUGAUCUUGUGCUUGGUGUUAGGAGAAGUCUUCACCCGUAGAUAAGGAGGCUGGCUCUAGCAGAAAUAGGGAAACAGAGUAUCUGUGUGUCAAAUCCGUUGACCUCCCUAAACCUCAGUUUCCCUUUCUGUGAAAUGGGCUGAGGAGCCAAUUAAACAGCAGAAGUCUUAGCUGAUGCUCAGGCAGUGUAUAGUCACAGUUAUGCCUCUCCCCACAUCCUUGGCCAAUGCAAACAUAAUUAAUUGAUCGUAACACUAAUCUUUUUGAGCCUGAUCAUGCUUUUAGAAUGCACAGUACUCUGGGAAUUCAUUACUAAUUGGCUGGUGUUUAAUUGAUCUGACAUCCUGUUCUGAUCUUUGGAGGACUAUCAUUGUAGAGCCAUAUAUUGGCUGGUUUUUAUGCUGGCCAUCCCUGUCAUAACCUGAUCCAUGAAAAAAAAAAGUCCCUGAAGCCAUUACUUGGUAAAGAACUCCCCAAAGUAUUACAAAACAAAGUAGUACAAAAAGAAAGGGCGGAGUAGCAUACGGGAAAAUAACUGGAGGUGUGGCUUCUAAGGAUAGAUUCAAAAAGGGACUUUUCACAGCACAGAUCCAAUCAUUCUGAAUUCCUUUAUAGUUAUUCAUUGCCUAGCAUAUGGUAGGCACAUGGAAGAUGGGUAUGGAGUGGAAUUGUUCUUCAGUUGCAUCCACUAAAACAGGGGUUCUAAUUGCAGGGGAAAGCCAGUGUUCACUGAAAUCACCCAAAGGGGAAGGGAUAAGAUUUAAUCUGGAGAGCCAUUUAAAUUCUGACCCCACCAAGAACUUCUUUUGUGGCUUUAUGAGUCCCUUCUUCCUGGGCCUCAGAGUGUAGGAGUUGUCCAGGGAACCAUGGGCUCUUAGCAUCUGCUUCUGCAGUUACACUGAUAGUUUCUGGAGUAAAAGAACAAAUUCUUAAUAAACACUAAGCCUUUCUCUCCCCAGCCAGGGUUAACUGUAGCUGACCAGUCAGUUCACUCUCUGGCACUCAAAGUCACUUAGAUGUUGUUCUUGAGCAGAGCUGAUGCCCACCAAGGGUUUCUAGUAUUGUCCACUUUCCCUCUCAUAAAAAUGAACUACCAGCUCUGCAGAUAACCUCUCUCUCUCUCUCUCUGGAAGAUCCAUUCGGUGCUGCAUAUAAUUUACCAAGGAGACUGUCAGGCCCCUCCAAGACCAGGAAUCCAUCUUGGUCUCUUUCCCAUCAAAUCAAGGAGUAACCCAGAGGGAGCAGCCACCAUGGGCAACCUUCUCAUUGUAGCUGUCGUGAUGUGUCUCAAUGAUGUUUACGUGUGAUUGCCAUACAGCUUCCUAUAAACCCUAUAGACUGUUGACAGCAGCCUGGGGACGGGCAGGCUCCGAGUCAUAUCUCUGCUGUGCUAGUGUUUUCUAGAAAUGUCCGAUCUAAUCACUAAGAGGAAUUCUCCCAUCUUCUUCCUCAGUCACUACAAGGCUGAAUCAGUCUUCUCUCUCAAGGGACUCUGUUACUGAAGGAAAAUGCAUCAAAUAGGUAAACAUGAGUGGAUAGAGUACAGCCAAGGUCUCCACUCCCCAUCCCUGACAUCGCUUGUGGCCCCAGCCAGAAAAAUGCUUUGAGUCAGAAAGUGCCCAUCCUGUGCCUGUGUCUCUGUUGAUCUUUUAGAAUCUGGUGAACAGCAAGGCUCCAAGGGUGAUAGGAGGACUGCUUUGAGCCAACCACAAAGACUUAGUCCUCAAGACCUAAUAUGGCAAGACGUGCAGUAAGAUGUCCCUGUGACCCCAAGCCCUGCAGGUCAGCAUUUGGGGGAAGAUGUCAUAUGCCUGCUCUACAGGUGGUAAAUGGAGAGAACGUGCAGGUAGCCCGUUCCUUUUACAUGGCCAGCUCUCUCCAGGGUCUGUCCUGGCCCUCGAGUUUAGUUCACCUUUCAGCUGACCCUGCUGCUGCAGAGGCAAGGGCACCUCUCUGUAAACUGGAGUCACCCUUAAAGGGUGUGUUGAUGUGAUUCACUGAGUUCAAAAGUAUUUUUCUUAAUGUUUGAUCUUUAUCGGUUGUGAUCAUGUUGAGAAAGCCAUAUUCCAGUGUCAAGCGUGACAAUGGAAAGGGAUUGGGUGUGUGAUAAUAGAGUGAACCUGUUGGUGUCAUUAGCCAAAGAAAAGAGAUCCCUCUACCCUGCUCACUGGGGUAGAAGGAAGAAACUAAUUAGUCCUUAUGUGCAAUAUAUUAACACUGCCCUCCAAUUCCCUGAGGGUUUUGUACACAGAUGAACUCCAGGACUGUUUGGAGUAUCUGGGGAUACAGGGUAAGGGCAGGAAGAGCCUGGGAGAGAAACUUGCAUGCACAGAGGUGGCCUUGGCCUUGAACAGAUGGGAGUGUGGGCAGGGUGCCCCUGACUCUAGCUGCGAGACACCGGAACACACCGGACGGCACACCGUCCGGGAAGCGGUUAACCAGACCCUUUGCACUAGUCGACGAAAGCACUUUGAGAAAUCUGACACUUCAGCCUUGCUCUGCAUUCUCCUCUGGUAAACCCGUGUGUAUCCUUUAACUGGGUGAGGUGCUGUCCUGAAGGCUGGGUUAGGGGAGAGGGAAGGGGGCUAGCGUGAGAAAGAAAACAGAGGCAUCUUUCAAGAUAGUAGCCACAAGAGAGUCUGCCUGCCGACAGCCAGCCCUUGUCUGGCUGCUCUCCUAGAAGCUCAAGAGACAGAAUGAUGGGUUUACAUCUUGGUAUCCACUUUUAUAAAAAACUAAAGAAAAGCCUAGCCAAUUGCAAUGCUCCGUGAAGCAAUCUUCCCUUUACGUUUCUUAUUUACUGUGUGAACUUUAGGCCCCUGUUCCUAGAGCAAAUGAGGCUGUCCAAUGAUAACAGAGCCAGGGGAGCCCAGAGUUCUACUUACUCUCUGGCUAGACCAGGGUGUGUGUAUGGGGGAAAGGCACUCUCUCCCAAGGGCAUCAACCUCCAAUAGGAUGAGAUCCACAUAGUCCUGGCUGAGGGGCCUUCUACAAGGAGGCUAGCUCCACAGGACAGAUCCAAGCCAUAGUCUAUUGUGGGAUGGUAAAGAGUUAACCCUCAUUGCCUCGUUGACAACCUCCAGUCUCCAGUUAGCCUUGUCAUCUUCCCCACCGAACAGCUUUUUUAAUCUGAAUGUCGUGACCACUUGGCCGUCUCUUGCUUGCUUGCGGAUAAUACUAGCAAUACACUUGUUUUCUCCAAAUGACUCAACUUAGACCGUUUUCACACAUUGCUUUCAAAUGAUUAUAAGACACAUCAGGCAGCAGGAGGCAUGGAUCACACUGCAUAUGUUUAGGGCAGCUUUUGUUUUGGGGGGGUUUGUUUUGUUUUGUUUUGUUUUUAAUUUUUAAUGGUAUAGCAGCAGUGACCGAGCCUUUGGGAUUUGGGGAGACAGAUUUUUCACAAAGCCAUUUCAUCAGAAUGCCUUGACUGUUGGAAUGAGUAUGGAAUCCAUAUGCCCAAGUCAAGGGGCUUGCAACAUAUGGUUUCUAGGCAGUCUCUACAACAGCUCCUCCAAAAGGUAUACAUGUGGCUACAACCCCUCCGUGCCAUAUUUUUAUUUCAUCAAAGGAUUCUCCAAGGAAGCCUUAACAAGCCUCCUUUCUCCCUUGGCUGGCCUUGGGUAAUGUUCUUGUGGAGGGGUUUGGUCAGCACUUUGCCUUAUCAAUGUGUGGUUGCCAACCUAGUGGCCAAAGACUGGUGUCCACCAGACACUGAGAUGGAAGGCAAAAUAAGAUCCUUUGGUCAGCCACCAUGCCAGCCCACAUUAACUUGGCAGUGAGAUACAGCAACACAAGUGAGUUGUCCUGUGUUCAGUACCAACUCAGAAAAUCAUCAGCUGCCUAGCGGCUUAUGUAGUCCAGGAAAUGCACUAGUUAUCCUGUGGAAGACGGGAUGGGGUUGAACCCAGCAUCCACAUGUCCGGAGGGGUUUACUGUAACUGCAAUACUGACAGCCUAGCUGCCAACCUUGUUAAGUGAACCUCUCCUAGGUGGCCCACAUGGUACCUUGCGGACAAGCAAAGAAGUUAUGUAUGAGGAUUGUGGGGGGGGAAGGGAGCCUGGCCAUGACCUUUGAUAUGGUCCACUGAAUAGCCAAACAGGUUUGUUUGUUUGUUUAAUUUGUUUGUUUGUUUUGUGUUUUGUAUUUUCGAAUCUCGUCCAAUGUUUUUGUGUUAGGAAUAAUAAGUCAUAAACUACUCCCACCUUGGUUUCUGAAGGGGUGUUCUGAUUCCAGUUGGAACAAGUUGGAAGUCUCAAGGGAGCAUGGUCUGAGGAGUACGUGAGACAGGGCAACGGAGCACGUGGGGUUCCCGGUGGUUGCUAGGAAAGAUGACCAUCCGGAAGUCCAACCCCAUGCAAGUGAGUCCAGAGGUUCAUACCUGCCUACUUGUCUCCCGCGGCCUUUAAGCACUGGCCUAAAGCACGUGCUUUUGUUAGAAGCAACUGCUGAGGUUGAAACCAAGACUACCCAGCUCCCUAACCCCUAGGUUUCAAGAGAUGCUGUCUGUAGCUAGCCUUAAUGGACUGGGCGAGGUGGUUUCUGUGCUCCCUUCCAACGGUUCCAAAUCUUGGACUCAAAACCCUUUUCUCUGAGUGUGACCAUGCAGCCUAGACACUUUUGAGCAAUUGGGAAGCCAGGGCUUUCCUUGGCUCUACGACAGGGUCAAACCAGGGAAUGGCUAAACUUGAGAGGUUUGGUCAUGCCCAGGGUACUACUGUAGGGGGCACUAUGUAUUAUGGAGCUCAACAAGGUAACUGUAGCCUGGGGUGCGUGAAUGUAAGGCUGGGUUUGUGUGUGUGCAUGUGUGUGUGUGUGUGUGUGUGUGUGUUGUUACAUUGAUGCAUUUCUUGAGAAAGGUGCAAGAAUUUCACCUAUACAGAGGGACACAUCUGCUUUAUUAUUUAUAAUAGAAGCUAAAUUUUAAUUUUUUAAAGGACACUGCUAAUGAUUGAAAAAUCGAGUUUUUAGUUUUGCUAUUUUUUUUAAUUGGUAGAAGAUUUUUAUAUAUUUUUUCCAUUUCGUUGAGUUGUGUCCUUAUUUAUAUAAAUACUAUAUCCGUGAGAGGCGAGGAAGAAGAACUUCUUUGCUCUUAAUUAUUGUGGUUGUCAUUGUCCCUAUUUUGUUUCUGGCGUGAUUUAUCCGUCUUCUAAAUGAGAAACUGUUUUCCUGUAUUUGUACAUUGUCAGAUUCUAUAGUUUCGUAGAUAAUUUAACCAAAUUGCUCUAUGUAUUAUUAUUCUGUGAGUAUAAAGUUCUAUUUUAACGUCUGUAAAUACUUCAGAACUGGCUUCUCAGCUCCCACUGGGGGGCUAUUGUUUACAUCACAAAAAACUGUAGAAUCUCUAUGCUCAUGUACUGUAAAUAGUGAAGUGAUCUGCUUAUAAAUAAACCGAACAAAUACACUAUGGAAAUUAAAAAAUACCACCCACA